Molecule: messenger RNA, 517 nt
Organism: Fukomys damarensis (Damara mole-rat)
Lineage: Eukaryota; Metazoa; Chordata; Mammalia; Rodentia; Bathyergidae
Product: testis-specific H1 histone
Exons: 1
Source: RefSeq, a predicted model, not a curated record
UGUUACAGGUGCACAGACGCUAAAGGUUUGGAUUGGUUUAGAUGCAGAAGGAAGUGGGUUCUGAUUGGUUGUGGAAGACACAAACCGGCAGUUGCUGGGCGCGACGUGGCAGUCCUCUGAGAGGGGCUUGAAUAAGAUGGGCCCAGCCCUCGAUUGUGACGUGUGAUCAGCAGCUGGGCCGCAGGUGCUGUCUUGGCAGGUGAGGCCCAAAGCCGGCUCUCGGAGUCGCAGCAGGAAGCGGGCCAUGGCAGCGGCGGCCAGGCCCGGUGCUGAAUCCCAGGGCGCGGAGAGGAGCGCCCGGCGGCCCGCGGAAAGAGCCCUCGGGGGGCAGCUGGGGGGGAUCCAGCCCUCAGUGCUCAGGGUGUCCCAGCUGGUUCUGCGGGCCAUCACCGCACACAAACGGCUGACUCUGACCACCCUCCGGAAGGAGCUGGGCAACGCGGGCUACGAAGUGCACAGGCAGGUCAGGGGCCACUCCCGCGAGGCGCCCAUGCCCGAGGGCAGGGGCGUGUACCUG